This is a messenger RNA of Cyprinodon tularosa, 2960 nucleotides long. It is a transcript of the gene mpped2a, whose product is annotated as metallophosphoesterase domain containing 2a. The record is from RefSeq and is a predicted model, not a curated record. Gene Ontology annotation, molecular function: hydrolase activity. The transcript is spliced from 7 exons. The coding region runs from base 598 to 1467 and encodes 289 amino acids. Lineage: Eukaryota; Metazoa; Chordata; Actinopteri; Cyprinodontiformes; Cyprinodontidae.
CUCUGACCCCAGUGGCAGCUCCGACUCACUGCACUCCGGCUCCCCCUCAGACACACCGAGGCUGCCUACUAUAGCUCUCUCUCUCCCCCGCCGUCUGUCAGUGUCUCUCGCCCUCCUCUCCGGCUCUCUAUCUCUCGCUCUCCUCCUCGUCUGGUUUCUUUCCACCGGAGCCAGCCGAGGUCCCGCCGGGUCGAAGGUUCCUGCCCCUGCCAACCCGCCAAGCCAUCCGCAACACCCCCAGACUGUGGCUCCGGAGUCACCGCCGCAUGGACCCGAGUCCCUCAGCUGCCGCCGCCGUCGCUUCUUCUUCUCCUCCUUCCUCCGCGUAGAGGGCGACCCCGACCCGACGCUCUUUCCCCGGCCAGAUAUAACACCCAGAAAGGAGGGGGGAGGAAAAAGAGAAACCUCCGGGACGAAGACUGCAGCGAGUGUUGGUCGAGUCGGUCAGCCAGGAAGCUGCUGCCAGCCCAGCCGCCGCCGCUGCUGCUGGGAGAAUUCCUUAGCUUCUUGAGCGGCUGGCUCCGAAGGAUGACUGCUGCACGGCUCGUUGCUGAAUCCCGGUGAACGAACGGCGUCUCAUGUCCAUACGGUGGAAGGAUGGCUCAUGGCAAAGUGACCAUCACAGUGGACGAGUACAGCUCCAACCCGACCCAGGCCUUCACACAUUACAACAUCAACCAGAGCCGCUUCCAGCCUCCACACGUCCACAUGGUAGACCCAAUUCCUUAUGACACUCCCAAGCCGGCGGGACACACCAGGUUUGUGUGCGUUUCAGACACACACUCGCGUACAGAUGGCAUCCAGAUGCCCUACGGCGACGUGCUGCUCCACAUGGGUGACUUCACAGAGCUCGGCCUACCGUCUGAGGUCAAGAAGUUCAACGACUGGCUAGGUGGCCUUCCAUAUGAAUUCAAGGUGGUGAUCGCUGGUAACCACGAACUGACCUUUGAUAAGGACUUUAUGGCAGAGCUGGUCAAGCAGGAUUACUAUAGAUUCCCGUCAGUCUCCAAACUCAAACCGGAGGAUUUUGACAAUGUCCAGUCGCUCCUCACAAACUGUGUGUACCUGCAGGACUCGGACGUCACAGUAAAGGGAUUCCGGAUAUACGGGACACCAUGGACUCCAUGGUUUAACGGCUGGGGGUUCAACCUGCCUCGGGGCCAGUCUCUGCUGGAUAAAUGGAACCUCGUCCCCGAGGGCAUCGACAUCCUGAUGACCCACGGACCUCCACUCGGUUUCAGAGACUGGGUGCCUAAGGAGCUGCAGCGGGUCGGCUGUGUGGAGCUGCUCAACACUGUCCAGAAGAGAGUUCGGCCCAAACUUCACGCUUUUGGAGGCAUUCAUGAAGGGUACGGGAUCAUGACGGAUGGAUACACGACGUUCAUCAACGCGUCGACAUGCACUGUCAGCUUCCAGCCAACCAACCCGCCCAUCGUGUUCGACCUGCCCAACCCCUCCAGCUCCUGAGACCGGUCCGCCGUGGAUUCCUGAUUUCACGGGCCUUGAGAAACAUCUUCUUUUCUAUAAAUAUUUCAAGUUUAAAACAAAAACAAAAAUGAAGAUCCAAGUGUUUCUUUGCAAUUUUUUUCCUUUCCUUCAAGCUGUUGUGGAGGAAAUACGAGGGUCUGUUUUGUUUUUUUUGUGGGGGGUGGGAGGGGUACUUUAAAGGAGAAUACCGGUGGUGUGUUUUUCUUUCUUAACUGUGCCAACAGUCCAGGCAUGAGGCCUGGAUUCACUCCGUCUUAUUUGAUUGCCGUUUUGUUUGAAAAGCAAUGAGAAAGUGAGAUUGUUGUUCUUCACUAAGCAGAGGUAAGACUUUUAUCAUUGAUCUCUGUUUCUUUCAGCCACAGCAAGUAGGCAAACUAAUCCUUUAAAAAAAAACGCUGCCUUUGCUCAGAACGAUUGAAACAAACUGUGAGACUUUUUACGACGACUAACGUAACAACUUUUUAUUCUGGCCUUCUUUCCAUUUUCAGGUCAUCUGUAUAACAAGCAGAACGUUUUGAUCCUGUCCCACGCCGGUAUUCUCCUUUUCUUUGAGAUUUUGUGGUUAAACAAUCUUGCUCUUGAUUAAUAUUGCUCAAAACUGUAAAAUAAAUAAUGGUUUGUGAAUUUGUACAAUUUCUUUACGUUUGGUUUGGCCAAACUAUGGAUGCCAUUGUUUUUACGUUGUGUCAUAUGAUAAAUAUUUAGUUUCUUUUUGCUUUUCUCGUCAGUUCUUCUUCUCUUAUUGGCUGACAGGGAUGCUGCCUUAAACUAGCUUUAAUGUUCUCAGCUAGAGCCCCGAUUCUCUGCAAGCUCAGAGGAAAGUCCUUAUUUAUUACCCAUCAUCCCCGCAGUAAAACCACCCGACGAUCGCAGGGACAGAAAGCUAUCGAUUGCAGCCAGGAUGAUCACUUUUUAUCAAGGAUUUCUCAUCUAAUCUGGAAAAUGUAUAAUAACAUAUAUAUAAAUUAUAUAUUCAUCUUUUAAAACAUCUGUACUAAAGUUGUGUUUUGAUGAAGAAAAAAAGAAAAUGUUUUGUUUUUCUGUAUCUUCAAUGCUUGCAUCAUCAGAAGUUUCUUUUCACGUUUUUUGUAGAAAAUGAUUUCAAAUGAGAGGAAAAUGUGUCGAUCACAAUCCAACAGGUGUUGAUUGUUUUCCCUGCAACACACCUGCCUAAACAGGAAUGACAUGUCCUUUAAAGUGUAAAAUCUGAUAGUAUUUGUGUUUUAUUGCUUUUUUUUCCUAAUUUUGCACUGUGUGUAAAUGCAAUCUUGCUAGCACAAAAAAAAAUGUUGCCAAUAGUCGUCUCGAGUCGUUUCUCGACAGCUGUAAAUGCUCUUCUUUCGUGCUUUCUUCCUCCCUCACGCUCUUUCUCUGAUUGUAUCCCUCUUCAUGGAAAUGUUAGUUCUCUUUCAGUUUAUUGUGAUAUAUUUAGCUGCCUUUAUAUGCAAAUAAAAUUGCAAGAUUUUUACUGA